GCUUUCUCUCUUCAACUCUCAUUCAUCUUCUUCGUCCUUUGUGCCCAUAUAUGGUUGAGCUUGCUUAUAGGGAUAGUCCGUACUUCUGAUAUCCUGAUCCCUCCUUUGUUUGCCUUGGGGGUUCCUUUGAGCACGAACGACGAUUGUCAUAAGAAAUAACAACGAUCGAUGGAGGAAAGCCUUCCUCCGGGGUUCAGGUUCCACCCGACGGAUGAAGAGCUCAUCACUUGCUAUCUAAGCCUGAAAGUCUCGGACGUCCGCUUCACCUCGAAGGCGAUCGCAGAUGUUGAUCUCAAUAAGUGCGAACCUUGGGACCUCCCCGCCAAGGCCUCAAUGGGGGAGAAAGAAUGGUAUUUCUUUAGCAUGAGAGAUCGGAAAUACCCAACUGGACUUCGGACGAACCGAGCGACUGAAGCUGGCUACUGGAAAACUACGGGGAAGGACAAGGAGAUCUUCCGAGCUGGCCGUUUGAUUGGCAUGAAGAAAACCCUGGUGUUCUACAAGGGAAGGGCUCCUCGGGGCGAGAAGAGCAACUGGGUCAUGCACGAGUACCGGCUCGAAAAUAAGCCCACCUUCAAAACCAUCAAGGAGGAAUGGGUGGUGUGUAGGGUUUUCCAGAAGAGCUCGUCAGUGAAGAUCAUAAAGCCUCAGCAAUCUCCUUCCUCGCAAUCUCUCGAUUCUCCCUGCGACACAAACUCGGUCCCACCCGAAUUCAACGACAUCGACUUCCCUAACCUUAGCUCAAACUUCGUUGGCCACAACAACAGUAUUAGCAACAAUAUCUCCCCUCAUCACGCAUUGUCAUCCUCCAUGGACAAUGGCAACAACUUACUUAGCAGCCUCAAUGAUAAUAACUUGACUUGGGCGGCCGCUCGGGAAAUGGCAGCGGCUGCUGCACCUUCCCCGCAGCUUCCAUGGGCAAGCAGCAUUCUUAGCUCCACCAACUUGGCGAUGAACUCAUUGAUCUUGAAGGCCCUGCAGCUCAAAAGCGCCUCAGCUGUGAAUUCUUCCGAUUAUAGUCAUCACCAUCAGCACCAUGCGCUUGUGCAACCCCAGGGAGCCAUGCCUACAACUCAGUUCGGGAUGGGGACCGAGCUGGAGGCAAGCUUCCAUGCGGCUUCUUCGAGCUCGAAGCAGCAGCAGGGUGUAGAUCAAGUACAGCAGCAGCAGCAGCAGGAGCAACCGUUCAAUUGGACUCCAUUUAACGAUGGGAUUUAAUCGAGACAAGAAAUAAACACAUGAAAUGUGUCCAUAUAUGUACGUAGAUGACUAGGUAAUUAACAAUUUAGGGGAUUCUGGUUCGAUUCCUUCAAGGUUCCUUUGACAAGUUCUUGUACCUUCAUGUCGUCAUACCGAUCAGGUUACAGCCAGUACACCGGGGACACCAAGCUAGUUCCGAAUUAAAUAUCUCGUGAUCAUGAUGUUGUGUUUCAUGUCCAAAUCGGAGUGUACAUGAGAUGUAUCACCUGAAACACAUCUAUUUCUCAAUUGUAAUCAAUUUUCGCUAUCCAAGAUUCGCUUCCUGCAUAUUAAUUUUCA
This is a messenger RNA of Punica granatum (pomegranate), 1539 nucleotides long. Lineage: Eukaryota; Viridiplantae; Streptophyta; Magnoliopsida; Myrtales; Lythraceae. The record is from RefSeq and is a predicted model, not a curated record.